Molecule: messenger RNA, 936 nt
Organism: Heteronotia binoei (common prickly gecko)
Lineage: Eukaryota; Metazoa; Chordata; Lepidosauria; Squamata; Gekkonidae
Product: olfactory receptor 4N5-like
Exons: 1
Coding region: 1-936 (311 amino acids)
Biological process (GO): G protein-coupled receptor signaling pathway
Cellular component (GO): membrane
Molecular function (GO): olfactory receptor activity; G protein-coupled receptor activity
Source: RefSeq, a predicted model, not a curated record
AUGGAACAUGAGAAUCAGACUGUUGUAAAAGAGUUCAUUCUCCAGGGAUUGGCACGGAACUGGGAGCUGCAGCUGUUCACCUCUGCUCUGCUUCUACUCUUUUAUAUCAUCAUUUUGCCUGGGAAUAUCCUUAUCAUCAUAACAAUUCGGUGUGAUCCCCAGCUAGGGUCCCCCAUGUUUUUCUUCUUGGCCAAUCUGGCUUUAAUGGACAUCUGCUACAGCAUGGUUAUUCCUCCAAAGAUGAUGGCCAACCUCUUCACUCGUCAGAAGACCAUCUCCUACCAAGGCUGCAUGGCUCAGAUUUUUUUCAUCCACUUCCUGGGUGGGGCUGAGGUGUAUCUUAUUAUAGCCAUGGCCGUUGACCGGUAUGUGGCUAUUUGCCACCCUUUACAUUAUGCCACCAUGGUGACCAGAGCAGUUUGCUGGGUGAUGGUAUUAUGCGCAUGGGGUGGAGGGUUCAUACACACUAUGAUCCAGAUGAGUGUCAUCCUCCCGCUCCCUUUCUGUGGCCCAAAUGAAGUGGACAACUUCUUCUGCGACGUUACCCAGAUCAUCAGGUUAGCCUGCGCCAACAUCUACUCCUUGGAGUACCUCAUGUUUAUCAACAGUGGCCUGGUCACCACCAUGUGCUUCAUCCUCCUCCUCAUCUCCUACAGUGCCCUGCUCAUCAAGGUGAAGAUGGUCUCCGGCCAAGGGAAGAGCAAAGCUGCUUCCACCUGCAUCACCCACAUCAUCAUCAUCUUCGUCAUGUUAGGUCCUGCCAUUUACAUUUACUGUCAUCCAUUCCAGGACUUCCCCUUUGACAAGUUGGUGGGUUUCUUCCACACUGUGGUCUUUCCCUUGAUGAAUCCCAUGAUCUACACCUUGAGGAACAAAGAGGUCAAAGUUGCUGUGAUGAGACUGCUAAACAAGUACAAUGUUAUAAGGCUUAAAUGA